Messenger RNA from Alligator sinensis (Chinese alligator), 1314 nucleotides. RefSeq names its product G protein-coupled receptor 3 (gene GPR3). Gene Ontology annotation, molecular function: G protein-coupled receptor activity. The record is from RefSeq and is a predicted model, not a curated record. NCBI's taxonomy places the organism in Eukaryota, Metazoa, Chordata, Crocodylia, Alligatoridae. The transcript has a single exon. Gene Ontology annotation, cellular component: membrane. Gene Ontology annotation, biological process: G protein-coupled receptor signaling pathway. The annotation marks the transcript as partial.
UCCCUGCACCUGGACUCCGCGGAGCGCCCGCUCGCCCUCAACCCCUGGGACGUGGUGCUGUGCGUGUCCGGGACCGUCAUCUCCUGCGAGAACGCCGUGGUGGUGGCCAUCAUCUUCUACACGCCGGCCUUCCGCACGCCCAUGUUCGUGCUCAUCGGGAGCCUGGCCACCGCCGACCUCCUGGCCGGCCUGGGGCUCAUAUUCCACUUUGCCUUUGUGUACUGCGUCCGGUCCCAGGCCGUGGACCUGGUCACUGUGGGGCUGCUGGUGACCUCCUUCGCGGCCAGCGUGGGCAGCCUGCUGGCCAUCACCAUCGACCGCUACCUCUCGCUCUACAACGCGCUGACCUACUACUCGGAGCACACGGUCACCCGGACUUACGUCAUGCUCAUCCUGACCUGGGGGGUCUCCGUGUGCUACGGGCUGCUGCCCGUCAUGGGCUGGAACUGCCUGAAGGACGUCUCCACCUGCAGCGUCGUGAAGCCGCUGACGAAGAACCACCUCGUCAUCCUCUCCGUCUCCUUCUUCAUGGUCUUUGCCGUGAUGCUCCAGCUGUACGCGCAGAUCUGCAAGAUCGUGUGCCGGCACGCCCACCAGAUCGCCGUGCAGAGGCAUUUCUUGGCCACCUCGCACUACGUCACCACCCGGAAGGGCAUUGCCACCCUAGCCAUCAUCCUAGGCACCUUCGCUUCCUGCUGGCUGCCCUUUGCCAUCUAUUGCCUCCUGGGCGAUUACACCUACCCGCCUCUCUACACCUACAUCACCAUCCUCCCCGCCACCUACAACUCCAUGAUCAACCCCGUUAUCUAUGCCUUCCGCAACCAGGAGAUCCAGAAAGUGCUGUGGACCGUGUGCUGCGGGUGCUUUUCCACCACGAUGCCUUUCCGGUCCAGAUCUCCGAGUGACGUCUAGCUCAUCAGCCUUCUCCAAAGACUCAUUUGCACAUGCCAUGGCCUGUUUUUUGCACAAUCACAGACUGAGAGCCCUCUCGCAGGCAUCUCUCUUCCAGAUCCCCGGUGCCCGGUGUGCGUGAGAGCCUCUCCCUUUAUUUUUCCACUUUUCGAAUUUACAGAAGGAAAAAAAAAAUAUAUAGAGAUAUAUUUAUUUUUAUCCAUAAGAAACGUGCGCCUGCGCGAGCGUGCCUGGAGGAGCGUGUGCGUGAGACCGAGCCAGCGUCGCAUUUGCUUUGAAACUUGUUAAAGACGUGUAAUUAUUUUAUUUUUUUUUAUUACAGAAAAAGUCCCUCUCUCACCAAAACCUGAAACCUUCCAUCCUUUAUUUUCUUUUUUGGGUUGCUUUUCUACAGCUUUGUUA